UUGGAGGGAGCAGGGCCCACGCCAGAGAGAAGGAGGAGGGAAUUCGGGCUGGACGCUGUGUCCGCGCUGGUGUGGGCCGCCAUGUUGAAACCUGGCAGACGGGAAGACCUUCUGGAGUUGUGUGAGGGGAGCGGGGACGAGCGCUGGGUUAGAGGGUGGCCCCUUCCUUCCGGCGUCCCCCAAGAAAGUGAGGGGCCAGGGCGCUAGCUUCACUGGCUGGCGAACAACCUGAAGGCUGGAUUGGGAGUAGAGGUUUUUUCAGAGAGACGUCUGUCUUUGCGUCGGAGGCGCACUGCGCAUGCCCGGUGGCGGUUUUUUGGGGGAGGCCUUUGGGUCCCGCCUUCAGUUUUGUUUCCCGCUUGGGUGAACAUCACGGGAAAGUGUUAUUCCGAAGACCCAGUAAGGGCAGAGUUAAAAAGAAAAAAACCAAACAACUUUUAUUUGUUAAUAAUUUAUAAUUACAAAGCACUUUUAUAGACACCAAAUUAUCUGAUCUUCAUAAAAACAUCGUUAACUGUAGUAGCUACACUUCACAGAACAUGAACGACUGGGUGCCCAUCGCCAAGGAGUAUGAUCCGCUCAAAGCUGGCAGCAUCGACGGCACGGAUGAAGACCCACACGAUCGGGCGGUCUGGCGGGCGAUGCUGGCACGAUACGUCCCCAACAAAGGCGUCACAGGAGACCCCCUUCUCACCUUGUUUGUGGCAAGACUAAACUUGCAGACCAAAGAGGACAAAUUAAAGGAAGUCUUUUCCCGCUAUGGUGACAUCCGGCGGCUUCGGCUGGUGAGGGACUUCGUCACCGGCUUUUCCAAGGGCUAUGCCUUCAUAGAGUACAAGGAGGAGCGUGCCGUGAUCAAAGCCUACCGAGAUGCAGACGGCCUGGUUAUUGACCAGCAUGAGAUAUUUGUGGACUAUGAACUGGAAAGGACUCUCAAAGGGUGGAUCCCUCGGCGACUUGGAGGCGGUCUGGGGGGGAAAAAGGAAUCAGGGCAGCUGAGAUUUGGGGGGCGGGAUCGACCUUUCCGAAAACCUAUUAAUUUGCCAGUUGUUAAAAAUGACCUUUAUAGGGAGGGAAAAAGGGAAAGAAGGGAGAGAUCUCGAUCCCGAGAAAGACACUGGGACUCAAGGACAAGAGACAGAGACCACGACAGGGGCCGGGAGAAGAGGUGGCAAGAAAGAGAGCCCCCCAGGGUGUGGCCCGAAAAUGAUUGGGACAGAGAGAGGGACUUCAGAGAAGACAGGAUCAAGGGGAGGGAGAAGAAGGAUAGAAGCAAGUAGGGGAACAGACAGAACAACAGACCCCUAAGUGAAGAUACAGCAUAAGUAAAAGCGUUGGGUACUUGUCUUUAUAAACAGAGUGAGUCUAAUGGUUGAAUAAAACUUACUGAUGAUAA
Microcebus murinus (gray mouse lemur) is the source of this 1396-nucleotide messenger RNA. It is a transcript of the gene SNRNP35, whose product is annotated as small nuclear ribonucleoprotein U11/U12 subunit 35. Gene Ontology annotation, cellular component: precatalytic spliceosome; U12-type spliceosomal complex. Gene Ontology annotation, molecular function: snRNA binding; mRNA binding. The record is from RefSeq and is a predicted model, not a curated record. Lineage: Eukaryota; Metazoa; Chordata; Mammalia; Primates; Cheirogaleidae. Gene Ontology annotation, biological process: mRNA splicing, via spliceosome.